Messenger RNA from Penicillium canescens, 1029 nucleotides. Its product is annotated as zinc finger MYND domain-containing protein. The transcript has a single exon. The coding region runs from base 1 to 1029 and encodes 342 amino acids. Lineage: Eukaryota; Fungi; Ascomycota; Eurotiomycetes; Eurotiales; Aspergillaceae. The record is from RefSeq and is a predicted model, not a curated record.
AUGCUAUCCAAAGUACUCCCUUCCGGCUGUGGCGUCUGUGGUCAACACAAGGGUCUUCUUCGAUGCUCUGGGUGCAAGGUGCUGCUAUACUGCGGCCGCGAUCACCAAGCAGCUGAUCGCCCGUCACACAAAUCUGCUUGCAGCACCGUCCGAAGAUCUCGCGUCACUAUGGUGGAAGAAGAGCAGGCCCUGCACAACCACCCAGGAGACUUCAUGAUGCCCGAAGACCCUUUCACCAAUGGUGUCGGACAUUUCUGGGGCUUAUUCGAAACCCGUGAUUAUAUGCGAGCUCGGUUUGCACUCGUCGAAGCAAUGGCCAAAAUCAACAGUGCUGAGUCUGUUGAGGCGCAGCUUGGCCAUCUCAUAGAUAUGUUGCGUCUGUGCCGAGGUGAUAACAUGGGUGUGCGGGAUCUCGUGCCUGCACUGAUGCUGCGACUUAACAAGGACCAAGAAUGUUAUGACUUUAUCAAGUGGUGGGUCGUCGUGAGUGAGAAUCCACAUUACGACUGGGGAGACACCUCUCUGCCAUACCUCGAUAUCAAAAAUGCCGAUGUGUUAGAGCCUGUUGAUCGUUUCUGUGGCCAGUUCCAUGCUCUCAGCCACUUUUCUACCCUGACGCUCUUGAAAAUUAAGCUGCUCCUUGACCUCACGAGGUUGGAACAGUCAUAUUCCAGUCUGGGUACCAUCGUUCCUCGUGAGAUCCUUGAUAUAAUUCAGUCGUCGGUGCCCCACAGCCCCGCUGUGCGUGCCAAACACGAUAUCAUGAAUGGUGGAUGUGAUACCCGCACCACCAUGAUACAGAGGUUGAAGGCGCAGGUCGAUACCUUAUAUAAGGAAGUCCACCGGGCAAAUAAAUUUUUUUGGCUCGCCCUCAUCAAUCCAAGCAAUCAUUUGAUGGGGCGCCCCAUGGCAUACUCACCUGGGAGCGUGGAGGAAACACAAAUAAAUUUACAUUACAACUACGAUGUGUGGAUUGAGACUACUGGUGCCAUUGAUUUCAUCAAGGCAAAAGUUCAUGGUGAUAUUUAA